Molecule: messenger RNA, 924 nt
Organism: Scutellospora calospora
Lineage: Eukaryota; Fungi; Glomeromycota; Glomeromycetes; Diversisporales; Gigasporaceae
Source: the annotation of a GenBank genome assembly
AUGCAAAGAUUUUUAAAUACUCCUAAGUAUGAUAAAAAAUAUAUUUUUAAAAAUCCUUCAAACUUAUAUAAAAAUCUUUGCAAUGCAUAUAAAACAGUGAAAAGUUUAGAUAAAGGCAUUAUUGAAUAUAAAAUAGAUGGUUACCUAAAAGCUCUUCUUCAACCUAUUCAAUAUGUAUCUUUUCUAUCUAUACUAUCUUUAACAAAUCAAUCUAUAAUUGCAGAUAAAGCUAGUUCCUUAUCUGUAUUGAUGAUAGAAUUAGAAGAAAUGCCUCCAAAUACAACAGCUCAAAGAUGUUCAUUAAAAAAGCAAAAUAUUGCUAAAGAUCAGCUUGAUGAACUAAAUUUAUUACUUAAUAUCAUACAUAAUCCUAAAAGAAGAAGUGAUUUCUUGGUUCAAAUUACUGAAACAAAAAGAGAAAUUGAAGCUGAGAAAAAAGAAAAACAAAGAUUACAGAAACAUGUUGCUAUCCAAGCCAAAAGUCAAGAAAAAAAUGAAGUCUUUGGAAGAAAAAGGAGAAAACAGUCAGCCUACAAUCUAGUAGAGCAUAGUAUGUCAACUCUUUCAGAGAAGUUAGCAGAUAUUGUUUUGCCUAUUGACCAUUUUGGCUCUCAUCUCAAUUCUAGUAGUAAUGUUAUAGAUAGUGAGUUGGCAAACCAAAACUUUUGUUAUGCUGGUGAAAGAUUAUAUAAUAUUUGGCAGCAGGACUAUAUUCAUAGAAAAGAAAGAGCUGAAGAAGUACAUGCCUUGUUAGAUGAAAAUAAUAGAUUUUUACCAUUAGCUACUAAAGGUCGAGAUAGCCAUUUUCUUAAUCCUAUACAUAUACUCCAAUAUAUAGAGCAAACAAAACUUCUAGGCUAUCAAUACUACCCCUCUAUCUUCUCUGAAUUAUAUUCACAAUUAGUUUGUUCUAUCUAUAAUUGA